Molecule: messenger RNA, 1334 nt
Organism: Cyclopterus lumpus (lumpfish)
Lineage: Eukaryota; Metazoa; Chordata; Actinopteri; Perciformes; Cyclopteridae
Gene: tmem50a
Product: transmembrane protein 50A
Exons: 7
Coding region: 134-616 (160 amino acids)
Biological process (GO): protein targeting to vacuole; late endosome to vacuole transport via multivesicular body sorting pathway
Source: RefSeq, a predicted model, not a curated record
CUCACCGUAUCUGAGGUUCCCUCACCAGACGAGUGUGGGUGUGAACUGCGCAUGUGCAUGACCGAGCUCUAUCGGAAGCAAAGUCUGGCUUAUCGAGGGGGUUCGCAUCAGAAAACCAAAAGAUAAUAGAGUCAUGUCGGGUUUCCUUGACGGGAUCCGGUGCGGAGACUGCGAGUGUAACGUGGACUGGGGAGAAAGGAGAAACACAAUAGCGUCCGUAGCCGCUGGAGUUCUGUUCUUCACCGGUUGGUGGAUCAUCAUCGAUGCGGCGGUGAAAUAUCCCGACGAGGGCCAGUUCCAUCAUGCCUAUCACACCUGUGGAGUCAUCGCCACGGUGGCCUUCCUCAUGAUAAAUGCGGUUUCCAAUGGCCAAGUGAGAGGAGACAGCUACAGCGAAGGCUGCAUCGGACAGACGGGCGCUCGAGUGUGGCUCUUCAUCGGCUUCAUGCUGGCUUUUGGCUCCCUCAUCGCCUCGAUGUGGAUUCUGUUUGGAGGAUUCGUAGUGCCUCAAAAGCCCGUCGUGUACCCCGGCAUUGCCGUUUUCUUCCAAAAUGCGUUCAUUUUCUUCGGGGGUUUGGUCUUCAAGUUUGGACGUACAGAGGACCUGUGGCAGUGAUGGACCCUGUGUGUCUUCAUGUCCACUGUUUAUACACUCAGCUUUCUAUUAUUGUAUGAGACAGGAUGCUUUUGUGGCUAUCCACUUUAUCUAAACACCUUUUUAGCUUUCAAAUUAACAUUUUUAAGUUAUAUUGUUUUGCUGUAUAGUGGCUCCACCAAAACGAAGCAUAAGUUUCCUCAAAUGUUUUUUGAAUAUUUUCAAAUGUGGCACCACAUAUUUAAAUUUGUCUAUUUGCACUCGGACUGUGUGUUGUGAUAAUAGUUUACAACUAAUGUGUAACAAAAUGUAUUUUUUGGGAAGCUGAAGGGUCCACUUUUCCUUUUUGGGUAGACUUGCUUUUAUGGCAUCCUUUAAUUUGGACAGUCUUUUAAGUGGAAACCACAUACAUUAUUGUGGUACAACACAUUCUUGAGGGCAAUAUUUCCUAAUACUGUACACAUUUACUGAGUGUAACCAUAUAGGGUUGCUUGUGUUUUUCCUGAAAUAACAAUGUCAGCUCUUACAAUUUUCAGUCGUCCAGAUUUAUUGUUGACGGUGAAUCAGCUCACACUGCUGACAUGUCAACAGUGGUUUGACGACUGUAGGUUGUCAGACUUGUACCGGAUUUUUGUAUUUGACUGCAACACUCACCCAUCUGCUUGUGUAACACCCGAGCCAUGAGGUCUGUUUAUGACGACCACGGCAGCAUUAAACGGCGACAUACUGGGCAGAAAAA